Eucalyptus grandis is the source of this 2415-nucleotide messenger RNA. Its product is annotated as putative receptor-like protein kinase At3g47110. Bases 1 to 2415 code for a protein of 804 amino acids. NCBI's taxonomy places the organism in Eukaryota, Viridiplantae, Streptophyta, Magnoliopsida, Myrtales, Myrtaceae. Gene Ontology annotation, molecular function: protein binding; ATP binding; protein kinase activity. The record is from RefSeq and is a predicted model, not a curated record. Gene Ontology annotation, biological process: protein phosphorylation. The transcript has 2 exons.
AUGAUAAUGUUUGACGUGGCUGCGAACCAAUUAGAAGGAGGCUUACCCAGUGAUUUAGGCUUUACUCUUCCGAAUCUUGAGAGAAUCUUUUUGAAUGGCAACCACCUCACUGGACUCAUUCCUAAGUCAAUAUCCAACGCCUCUAAUCUCAAUCUAUUCCAAAUCGGUUUGAACAACUUUAACGGGAAAGUUCCUUCUUUCUCAAAGAUAAGAAGACUCCGUUGGUUUUUGAUUGACGAAAACAACUUUGGAAGUGGGCAAUUUGCUGAUUUGGACUUCCUCUGCUCUUUAACCAAUUCCACAAACUUAUACCAUAUGGGUAUAGGGUUCAAUGCUUUUGGAGGACCAAUCCCUGACUGUAUCAGUAACCUCUCUAUCACCCUUACGCAUUUAUGGUUAGAUCUGAAUUAUUUUUCUGGAACCUUACCUUCUGGAAUUGGAAAUCUCAUCAAUUUGGAGAUCCUGGAUAUCAAUCACAAUAACAUCUCUGAGAACAUGCCUUCUGAGAUAGGAAAGUUGAACAAAAUGAAGGAUAUGGAUUUCUCCCAUAAUAAUUUUUCAGGGCAGAUACCAGAAUCUAUCGGGAAUUUAGGAAUGUUAACCAAAUUGGACUUGAGCAACAAUAAUCUUCAAGGCUCGAUACCGUCAUCUCUAGGCAAUUGCCAAAACCUACUUCUCUUGAACCUUUCAACCAACUACCUUAGCGGUAAUAUUCCCCCGGAAAUUAUGGGUCUCUCAUCUUUGUCGAUUUAUCUUGACUUGUCUCAAAAUAAUCUUACCGGCUCCCUUCCAAGAGAAGUUGGAAACUUGAAAAGUCUCGACAAAUUAUGUCUUGAUAGGAACAGAUUAUCUCAACAGAUUCCAAGUAGUAUCAGUAGUUGUACAUCCAUGGAAUUCCUUUAUAUACAAGAUAACUUUUUUGAAGGGCCCCUACCCUCGACUAUGAGUUCCAUGAAAGGCCUUCAGGUUUUAAAUGUUUCCAACAACCGAUUGUCUGGCCAAGUCCCGGAAUAUCUAAAGUCAUUGAAUUUGAUGAAUCUAAGCCUAUCUUACAAUAAUUUUGAGGGUGCAUUGCCUACAGGAGGAGUUUUUGGAAGUGCCAUUUCAACUUCAGUUGUUGGAAACGAGAAACUUUGCGGGGGACUGCCAGAUUUUCAACUACCCAAAUGCAACUACAAAGAGUCAAAAUGGACAAGAAUAAGUAGAACUGCGAAAAUUGUGAUAUCCACAUUCUCUGCUAUUGUAGGUGUAGUGUGCAUACUCACUUUGUUAUACUUCUUUUGGUUUGGAGACAAUAAGAAAGCAUCGCCUUCAAGCUCUUCUAAAGAUGGGCUUUUGCAUGUUUCUUAUCACAACCUAUUGAAAUCAACUGGUGGAUUCUCCUCCACCAAUUUGCUCGGCAUGGGCAAUUUUGGGUCUGUGUAUAGAGGGUUUCUUGAUCAAACUCAAUCGAUCGUGGCCAUCAAGAUUCUCGACCUUUCACGUCAUGGAGCUUCCAAAAGCUUCACAUCUGAGUGUCAAGCCUUGAGAAGAAUUCGACACCGUAAUCUUGUGAAGGUACUCACGGCAUGUUCUGGGUUUGAUUUCAAUGGAAAUGAUUUCAAGGCACUGGUUUAUGAAUUCAUGUCAAACGGGAGCUUGGAUGAAUGGUUGCACCCAACUACAUCACAAUAUACAAAGAGAAGCAAGUUGAGUCUACUUGACAGAGUGAAUAUUGCCAUUGAUGUUGCUUGUGCACUAGAUUAUCUCCAUCAUCACUGUGAAACACCGAUAGUUCAUUGUGAUCUAAAGCCAAGCAAUGUCCUUCUUGAUGAUGAAAUGACUGGACAUGUAGGCGAUUUCGGGCUUUCCAAGUUCCUCCCAGAAGCAACGCACAAGUUACUAGCCGAUCAGUCAAGCUCUGUCGAAUUAAAAGGAUCUUUUGGCUACAUAGCCCCAGGUAAUGAUGCAUCUGUUAGGUCUUUCAGUUUAUUUCCUUAUAUCAAACACGCAAUUAGAGACCGAUUCUUGGAAAAAAAAUACAGCUCGAUAAUUGCCGUAUCCACAAAAGGAGAUGUGUAUAGCUUUGGAGUCCUCAUUUUGGAGAUGUUCACAGGCAAGAGGCCAACCGAUGACAUGUUUGAAAAUGGGGUGAACCUUCAUCGCUUCGUAAAGGCAGCUUUGGUAGACCGAGUGGAAAAGGCAAUUGAUCCUAUUCUGCUUGAGGAAAUCGAGGAGUUGGAGAAAAAACGAACUGUCCCUCUGAAUGGCAAGAACAAAAGCUGGUUUAGUACUCUGGAGUGUUUGGUUUCGAUCAUCGAAAUAGGAGUCACUUGCUCUUCUGAAUCUCCAGGGGAACGAAUGGACAUUGGCGAUGCAUUGACUAAACUCCAAGGAAUUAGAAAGAAACUUAUUGAGUUCAUUGGCAUUGCCUAG